Gracilinanus agilis (Agile Gracile Mouse Opossum) is the source of this 1488-nucleotide messenger RNA. RefSeq names its product stabilizer of axonemal microtubules 2 (gene SAXO2). Bases 1 to 1488 code for a protein of 495 amino acids. The record is from RefSeq and is a predicted model, not a curated record. The transcript is spliced from 5 exons. Gene Ontology annotation, molecular function: microtubule binding. Gene Ontology annotation, biological process: microtubule anchoring. Gene Ontology annotation, cellular component: sperm flagellum; cytoskeleton; ciliary basal body. Lineage: Eukaryota; Metazoa; Chordata; Mammalia; Didelphimorphia; Didelphidae.
AUGUCCCCAGUGCAGGUGAAGAGCGGGAGGAGAGUGACCGAAGCACUCUGCUCCCCUCCAGCUCUGUCACCUGUGUGUUUUCCACCUUACCAAGCCCUGUGUUCUUCCACUGAGCUGCUGGGCAGAAGGGAGCAAAAUGUCAUACCUCAUAGGAUAAAGAAAAAAGCUCCCAGGGAAAACUUAAACAGGGGUGAAGAAACUGUCCCUAUCCUCCAAACAUUCCAGCUCCCAUCUAAUUAUGUCUUUAACAAACUCCAUCGCUGUCCUCGGAAGCCUACAAGGAUUUAUGAAGAUGUAGAUUUGAGUUACCCCACAACUGAAUAUUUGGAAAAAUAUACCAAAUUUGAAAAUGUUAUUCCUUCACAAAAUAUUAAAUCUCUGCAGCAUGAACAUCAAACAGAUGAUAGUAAAAUGUCUGAAUGCCUUUCCUAUGGCAUAAUUAAAAAAAUGGCUUCUGUACAAGAAGAAUACAAGCCAAAAAAGAAGGAAAUUGAUUUUGCAAGCACCUAUAAGCAGGAUUUUAAAAUGCUUCCAUUACAACCUGCUAAAACAAUGAAGCCUCUGGAGAAAAGUCUUCCUAAAGAAGGAAAGAUGGAUACUCUUCCUACCUAUAAAGAUGAUUUCAGACUUUGGAGGAUUGAGAAAAGGGAACCUGCAAAGCAACUGCCUACUGAGAAAUCUACAUUUCAGCCCUUUGAAGCCUUUACAAACUAUCUCUUUUCAUAUAGGCCUCAUGAGCUAGGACCCAAAUUUAUAAAACCAAAAGAAGUUUAUAAGCCAAACAAUGAACCCUUUGAUGAUUUAACAACCAACCGCCAGGCUUACCAAGGCCUCCAUGGGGAACCUGCAAAGAUUUGUCUACCUGCAAUCACCAGGGUGGCAAAAAAUGCUCAAUUCAGGGGAAACACGGAAUUCCAGGAUAAUUUUCGUUCAUGGGAAAUGCCAUUGCCCAAGAUUAGAAAGUUAACUCAGUAUGUUCCCCCAUCAGAUCACAUGGAGCAAAGUAGCAAAAGCCAUCAAGAUUCUAUUCCAACUCAAAUGACCACAGGGGCUCCUAAAAAGCAAGUUUAUUCACAUAUUACUAAAUUUCCCUUUCAAGGAAAAAGCACCAUGAAAGAUGAUUUCAGACAAUGGGACAAUUAUCACAGAAGGACAGUAAUGAGUAAGCCCGGCCAUGAUUUUUCCAGUCCAUCUGGGAAGUUUGAAGACUUGACCACUUUCAGAACUCAUUAUAGAGAGCAUGAAUUAAUCCCAACAAAGAGUUUCAAACCUGUCCCUCUUAUUGUUAACAGCUCUGAACCAUUUGAUGGUAGAACAUUAUACUCUCUCCAUUAUACAGGAAAGAAACAGGAGACAUGCCCAGCUAGCUAUUCUCCCCCUCCAGGAUAUAGAUUUGAAAAUACUGAUUUCCAUGGUCACAAAUUAUUUCGCAAGAAUAGUCCACCAGGGGAGGACUUUACUUCAUCAACUAAUAAGAUUUCCAACUAA